Messenger RNA from Prunus armeniaca (apricot), 1587 nucleotides. The record is from the annotation of a GenBank genome assembly. Lineage: Eukaryota; Viridiplantae; Streptophyta; Magnoliopsida; Rosales; Rosaceae.
AUGGAGAUAUUCAAAUUACUUCCAAUACUUUUCAUCUUUUUCAACCCUGUUUGGUCCAUAACUUCAAAUUCAGCUACAGAAAGCUUUCUUCAAUGUUUUACCUCCCACAUACAGAAUCUCAACUCAAGUAGCAAAAUCAUUCUCAGCAAAAACAGUUCUGCUUAUUCCUCAGUCGUGCAAUCUUCCAUACAAAACCUCAGAUUCUUGAACACUUCAAUAUCAAAACCAGAAGCUAUCAUUUAUCCCUUUCAUGAUUCUCAUGUUCAAGCAGCUGUAAUUUGCUCCAAGACAAACGGCAUACAAAUCAGAAUCCGAAGCGGGGGCCAUGACUACGAGGGCCAAUCUUAUGUAUCCAGAGCUCCUUUUGUCAUCAUUGAUCUUUUCAAUCUUCGGUCUAUCGAUGUUGACAUAGAAAAUGAGAGUGCUUGGGUUGAAUCCGGUGCUACUCUUGGAGAGUUGUAUUACAGAAUUGCAGAAAAAAGUAAGGCUUAUGGAUUUCCAGCAGGGUCAUGUCCUACUAUGGGUGUGGGGGGACAUAUUAGUGGAGGUGGAUUUGGUACCAUACUGAGAAAAUAUGGUCUAGCAGCUGACAAUGUCAUCGAUGCUAGGAUUGUCGACGUCAAUGGCAGAGUUCUUGACAGAAAAUCCAUGGGAGAAGAACUCUUUUGGGCUAUUAGAGGAGGGGGAGGUUCAAGCUUUGGAGUCAUUGUGGCAUGGAAACUUAGGUUGGUUCCUGUCCCUCCAUCUGUGACAGUUUUCUCAAUUUCAAAGACCACAGAACAAGGUGCAACCAAACUUCUUUCUAAAUGGCAAAACAUUGCAGACAAGUUUCAUGAAGACCUUUUCCUACAUACAGUCAUAGGUGUUGGAGAUAAAGCUGGAACAAAUGGUGGCAAAACUAUUGCUAUUGAAUUCAGUUCAUUGUUUCUUGGGCCGGUGGAGAAACUUCUCCUUUUGAUGCAGGACAAUUUUCCAGAGUUAAGUGUAGCCCGCAGCGAUUGCACCGAAAUGAGUUGGAUUGAGUCUGUUCUUUACUUUGCUAGCAUCUCAAGAAACGAAUCAGAAGCUUUGCUCAAUAGGACUCAACAAUCUAAGAGCUUCUUCAAAGCAAAAUCAGACUAUGUCAAUGAACCUAUUUCAGAAGCUGGCUUGGAAGGUUUAUGGCAAAAACUAAUUGAAGUAGGGGGUUACCUGAUAUUGACACCUUAUGGUGGAAGAAUGAGUGAGAUUUCCAAUUCAGAAAUUCCUUUCCCACACAGAAGUGGAAAUCUAUUCAAAAUCCAGUAUAUGGUCACUUGGGAUGAUGAGAAGGAAACUGAGAAACAUAUUGGCAUGAUGAGAAAGCUGUAUGCCUACAUGGCACCAUAUGUUUCUAAGUCCCCAAGAGCUGCCUAUUUGAACUACAAGGAUCUUGACUUGGGGAGGAACGAGGAUGCUAAUACAAGCUAUGCACAAGCAAGCAUUUGGGGUUUGAGUUACUUCAAGAAUAACUUCAGGAGACUUGCUCAAGUGAAGACCUUAGUUGAUCCUGGUAACUUCUUCCGGGAUGAACAAAGCAUCCCUGUGUAUCCAUCUAGGAAGAAAUAG